Sitophilus oryzae (rice weevil) is the source of this 1059-nucleotide messenger RNA. RefSeq names its product glucosidase 2 subunit alpha-like. NCBI's taxonomy places the organism in Eukaryota, Metazoa, Arthropoda, Insecta, Coleoptera, Curculionidae. The record is from RefSeq and is a predicted model, not a curated record. Gene Ontology annotation, biological process: N-glycan processing; carbohydrate metabolic process. Gene Ontology annotation, molecular function: carbohydrate binding; alpha-glucosidase activity. Bases 70 to 1011 code for a protein of 313 amino acids. The transcript has 7 exons.
GUAUAAAAUAGGAAGACGACUGGCUGUAAGACUUAGUUUGUGUCCAUUAGUGGUACCUUGCUUUUAAUAAUGCUAAGGUACGCAUUAGCAGUGGUAGCUGGCCUAUUUUUGGCCUCUACUGUUACAGUAGUAGUAGCAGACAGGAAUCUUGACAUACCCUUUCCAUUCAACUGUUCAACAAAGACAGUUUGCUCGGGAUUGAGAAUAAAACUGCCCAACGAAAAUGAAGAAUAUAACGCAGUGUAUGAUGACUAUGUCGACGGCGCACUAUAUUUCAAUGUAUCAAACAAAGUUGGUAAUAAUUUGACUUUGCUCAUCGGAGGACUCGAAAACAACAGAUUCCGUAUCAUUAUCGAGGAACCAGAUCAUCACAGAUACAAGUUGCAAUAUUCCCUUGAAAAGGAACCUACAAAUGUCUCAUUAACUGUGAAUGCAAUUAGUGAAUUCUAUGUGAUAGCUUCGGACAAAUUCAAAAAUAAAGUAAUCGUCCACUACAAUCCAUUAAGCAUCGAAUUCUACCAUGAUGAUGCAUUGGCAACUGUUUUGGAAGGCAACAGGAUCAUUUUCCAAAAUACCGAGGAAGACCAAGAUUUCACCUUCGGCGUCAGAUUUGUCGGUGCUGAACGCUUGAUUGGUCUACAUGAGCACGUUGAUGACCUCUCCCUUAGACACACAGCCGAUUACAGUAUCGACCCUUACAGAUUGAGAAACACAGAUUUCGGUAUGGUUAAGUAUGAUCUGAACACAACAGAAUCUAUGUACGGAUCCGUCCCAGUCAUUUACGGUUUUGGAGCCAACACUUCCGGUAUCUUUUUGCACAACGCAGCUGAGAUGUUUAUUGACAUUGAUAAUAACAGAAAAUCAGCUUAUUUCAUGGUUAAUGGAGGUACUCUUGACUUAUUCGUCUUAUUAGGACCUUCUCUAAAGGAGACUGUCAGACAAUACGUAGAUUUGACUGGAAAACCUCAUUUGCCUCAACUUUGGGCUUUGGGUUACCACCAAUGCAGAUGAUUGCUACAACACCACCGAAGACGUUAAAGAAACCAUCGGCGACUUUGA